Messenger RNA from Colletotrichum aenigma, 543 nucleotides. RefSeq names its product Transcription initiation factor TFIID subunit 13 (gene TAF13). The coding region runs from base 1 to 543 and encodes 180 amino acids. Lineage: Eukaryota; Fungi; Ascomycota; Sordariomycetes; Glomerellales; Glomerellaceae. The transcript has 2 exons. The record is from RefSeq and is a predicted model, not a curated record. Gene Ontology annotation, biological process: RNA polymerase II preinitiation complex assembly; transcription by RNA polymerase II. Gene Ontology annotation, molecular function: protein heterodimerization activity. Gene Ontology annotation, cellular component: transcription factor TFIID complex.
AUGGAGCCUCGCGCCCGCGCUGCCAAAAAUGUUGGCAAGAUGAACUUUAGCCACAACGAGCUGGCUCAGCUGCUCUACGCCCAUGGCGACGUGCGGAACCCCCUUCCCGAGACCAUCCGCGUCCUCGACGAGAUCGUGACCGAGUUCAUCCAAGGCAUGGCCUUCGAGGCCACCCGAGCUGCCAACUACGCAGGCCGGCAGAAGGUCAAAUACGAAGAUUUCGAGUUCGCCUUCCGAAAGAACGACGCGUUUCUCGGCAAGGUGCAGGAGGUCUUUGAGAAGAAGGGCGAGAUCGACUCGGCGAAGAAGAUCUUCACAAAGGACGACGAGGCCGUUCUCAUGAAGGACGCAGCGGACCAGGAGGGGGGCAAACAGUCAAAAGACAAGGCCGUCAACGGGCAGGGCGAUGCCGCGAGCUCUGCUGCCGAUGCUGCUGCGAAGCAGGAGGAGGAGCUGGGCGAGGCGGACGACGACGCCGAUGCUGAGAGUGAGAUUGCGGGACGACCAGCCAAGAGGGUCAGGCUCGACGGCGACGCAAAAUGA